Rotaria sp. Silwood2 is the source of this 481-nucleotide messenger RNA. NCBI's taxonomy places the organism in Eukaryota, Metazoa, Rotifera, Eurotatoria, Philodinida, Philodinidae. The record is from the annotation of a GenBank genome assembly.
AUGGGUUGUAUCAAAUCAACAGCAGUUGGAAUUCAAAAUGAAACAGAAACUCUUUCAAAACACACUCAGAUUUCUCAAGGCAAAGUCCAGCAGCAAAACAAACGUGGAACAAGGUUGCCAAGCCUAGAAACAUCCGUUAACAAUACUGAACAAACUCGGCAGCCUAUUUCUUCAUUAUCUCCGACACCUAAACUACGUAACCAAACUAGAAUACUAUCACCAGACAUCUCCAAUGAAUCAAGUCAUUCCGAAUAUACUUAUAUGAAUGUUCUUCUUCUGGGAGAAUCUGGUGUUGGUAAAUCAACGUUUAUCAAUGCCAUUGUUAAUUAUCUAAAAUUUGACAAGCUUGAACAAGCUCGUUCUGGUCAACCCAUUGUACUUAUGCCUGUUUCAUUUCUUUUGACAGUUGGUGAUAAUUUCGAUGAACGAAUAGUUAAAUUUGGUGAUGAAGAUCCCAAUGAAGAUCAUGAUCAUCCAGGUC